Messenger RNA from Closterium sp. Yama58-4, 970 nucleotides. The record is from the annotation of a GenBank genome assembly. NCBI's taxonomy places the organism in Eukaryota, Viridiplantae, Streptophyta, Zygnematophyceae, Desmidiales, Closteriaceae.
CACGGACAGUGGCACAGCCAACUUCGGGCACGUGGCAGUGGGGAGACGGGGACUCAGAGUGUCCGAUCAGCAGCAGCAGGACAACUCGCUACGCCUGGCUGAUUUGCAAAAGGUGGAGCUGUUGGGGAGGGGGGCGAGUGCAGCAGUGUAUCUGGUGCAGCACGUGCGCACGGGGCAGCAGUACGCACUGAAGGACAUGCAGUUGAACAUGGAUGCUGACGUGCAGAGGCACGUGGGGAACGAAUUGCGCAUUAAUCAUCAGUGCCGCUCGCCGCAUGUGGUUCGCUGCUACCAGGCUUUUGUAGACGACGGGCAUCUGUUCAUAGUCCUCGAAUACAUGGACGCGGGGUCACUCGCCGAUGUCCUGCAGCUAGUGGGGCGCAUAACCGAACCCUACCUCGCAGCCAUCUCCCGGCAGGCCCUGCAGGGGUUGCGCGACCUGUACGGGGGGCACCGCAUCAUCCACCGCGACAUCAAGCCCAGCAACAUGCUGCUCAACCAGUCGGGGUGCCUCAAGAUCAGCGACUUUGGCGUCAGCCGCGUGCUGGAGAAUAGCUAUGACGUCGGGAACACGUUUGCUGGCACUUACACUUACAUGUCGCCGGAGCGCAUAAUGGGAAAGUCCUACUCGCACAACAGCGACGUGUGGGCGUUUGGGUUGAGCCUCCUCGAGUGUGCCAUCGGCCAGUACCCCUACCGCCCCGCCUCUGGAGGCUCCUUCAACUAUUUCGAUCUGCUUUCGGAGAUUUCCAACUCGCCCGCCCCCAUUGCCCCGCCCGACUUCUUCUCACCCCAGUUCUGCGAUUUUGUGGCGCUCUGGUAUGUGUUCUGCCCCGCCUCUGGAGGCUCCUUCAACUAUUUCGAUCUGCUCUCGGAGAUUUCCAACUCGCCCGCCCCCAUCGCUCCGCCCGACUUCUUCUCACCGCAAUUCUGCGAUUUUGUGGCGCUCUGGGUGGGAGGAUGGGUGUAG